AUGGUCGGAGAAAUAGUGCACGUAGACAACUCAACACAUCUUGGGCCCGUCCCAUCGGGAGAGUGGUGCCAGGUUGACGGAGCAUGGAAAGAGACAGAGUGUCGGGCAGGACUUGGGUGGUACAACUUUGACCCGGAGUCGGGCUCAACUUUGGUUGGUGCUAGCAAUCUACGGCGGAGAUUAUCCCCAUUACAGACGGAAUUGGAGACACUUAUUUGGGCUAUGCAAAGCAUGUUAGUCCAUAAUAAACAGCGGAUGAAUUUCCAAACAGACUGUGCUCAGCUGGUGAAGAUGGUGUCUGAACCUGCAGAGUGGCCAGCUUUUGAGAUCUUGCUUGAAGAGAUGGAGAAAUGCAGAAAGAUGUUCCAGGCGUUCUCCAUAACACACAUUCCCAGGAAAAAAAACACGAAGGCAGACAGACUAACACAGAGUGCUCGAGAUCAGCCUCAUGAUGUGUAUAACAUAAACUCAGUUCCACCGGCUUCGUUUCCCGAACCGAUUUAG
Messenger RNA from Microthlaspi erraticum, 504 nucleotides. NCBI's taxonomy places the organism in Eukaryota, Viridiplantae, Streptophyta, Magnoliopsida, Brassicales, Brassicaceae. The record is from the annotation of a GenBank genome assembly.